ACUACCACGGCACGGUGUCCCGUUUCGUUCGCACGGUUUCGCCCUCGUCUGUCUCGCUUCCGUUUUGGUUGGCCUCGCGCUGCGGUGCCGCCGGCGACCUGGUCCGCUGUCUUGCUUCCCCUCAGCCCCCGGUGAACCCACCCGCCUCACAGAAUGGAGACCUGCCCUUCGGUGAAGAACAUCCUCUUGCUGGACUCCGAGGGGAAGCGCGUCGCCGUGAAGUACUACAGCGAUGAUUGGCCCACGCUCUCAGCGAAGCUGGCCUUCGAGAAGUCGGUCUUCGCGAAGACCCAGAAAGCUAAUGCUGGAACUGAAGCUGAGAUUGUAAUGUUUGACGGUCAAAUUGUUGUGUAUAAGUUCAUCCAAGACCUGCAUUUUUUUGUUACUGGAGGAGAAGACGAUAACGAGCUUAUUUUAGCAUCAGUUCUUCAGGGAUUCUCUGAUGCUGUUGACCAGCUUCUCAGAAACAUUGUCGACAAAAGAACGGCACUUGAAAAUCUGGAUCUGAUCCUAUUGUGUCUUGACGAAAUUGUUGAUGGAGGGAUUGUACUAGAAACAGAAGGAAGCGUGAUAGCUGAAAAGGUGUCAGCUCAUGGAAUGGAGGGUGGUACAUCAAUAGCUGAGCAGACUUUAGUUCAAGCCCUAACGACGGCAAGAGAGCACUUGGCCAAGUCUCUUCUCAUGUGAUGUUGUGCUUUGCUUUUGGGGCUGAAGAUGGAGUAUCAUCCUAUUAUUAUGUGUCAAGAAUAAUACAUUCUUUUCAUUAGUAAUGGAGAAAGAUAAUAUGUGAAAUCUAUGAAUGUGUAGAAUGAUACGUUGCUUCCAACGCUCUCUGGUUCUUCACUUUUGCAAGUCAUCGAAGUUUUGUAAUAUGAUUGUUCAAAUUUUUUUAUUGGUUCAGUUCUUA
This is a messenger RNA of Phragmites australis (common reed), 907 nucleotides long. RefSeq names its product coatomer subunit zeta-1. Bases 154 to 687 code for a protein of 177 amino acids. The record is from RefSeq and is a predicted model, not a curated record. The transcript is spliced from 6 exons. NCBI's taxonomy places the organism in Eukaryota, Viridiplantae, Streptophyta, Magnoliopsida, Poales, Poaceae. Gene Ontology annotation, biological process: retrograde vesicle-mediated transport, Golgi to endoplasmic reticulum; intracellular protein transport; intra-Golgi vesicle-mediated transport. Gene Ontology annotation, cellular component: COPI vesicle coat.